GCUCAUUUCCUUCGGGCACAAUCAUGGAAUAUGGGAAGAAACUGGAGUACAAAGGUGAGGAGGCAUUAAAGGAGAUUGAAAAGCUAACUUCAAAGGCCGAUGAAGUACAAAAUAUGAUUUUGAAAGAGAUCCUAACCCAAAAUGUGGAAACUGAAUAUAUGAAGAAGUAUAUGAAAGGUUCAAAAGACGUUUCAGAGUUCAAGCGAUGCAUCCCUGUUAUUACCUACAAGAAUAUUUAUCCUUAUAUCCGGAGAAUUUCUAACGGAGAAGACUCUUCUCUCAUCACCGGACGACCUAUAAUUGAAAUGUUAUGCAGCUCAGGGACUUCCGGCGGAGAUCCUAAGUUGAUGCCAUCAAUAGAAGAAGAUCUUGACCGCCGCACCUUUCUCUAUAAUCUCAUCACGCCUAUCAUGAACCAGUACGUUCACGGCCUAGAUGAAGGCAAGGCCAUGUUUCUUUAUUUUGUCAAGGUUGAAAUGUCCACACCUUGUGGUUUACCAGCUCGCACUGUGCUCACCAGCUACUAUAAAAGCAAACACUUCAAGUGUCGAACCCGCGACCCAUAUAACGAUUUCACUAGUCCAGAUCAAGCCAUCUUAUGCAUUGAUAGCAACCAAAGCAUGUACUGUCAGUUGCUAGCCGGUCUAGUCCAUCGUCAUCAAGUCAUGAGACUAGGAGCUGUAUUUGCCUCCGCUUUUCUCCGAGCCAUAUCUUUUCUUGAACGUAAAUGGAUUCAAUUAUCCAAUGAUAUCCGCUCCGGUCAUCUUGACCUUAUGAUCACAGACCCGGGAUGCCGGUCAUCAAUGAUGUCCAUACUUUCAACUCCAAAUCCAAGUCUUGCUGAUGAGAUCGAGGAGAUCUGUAGCCGUUCAUCAUGGAAGGGAAUAUUGUGCCAGCUUUGGCCUAAGGCUAAGUACAUUGAGGCCGUGGUCACUGGUUCUAUGGCACAAUAUAUACCAUCACUGGAGUAUUAUAGUGAAGGAAAAUUGCCUUUGGUGUGUACCAUGUAUGCUUCUUCUGAAUGUUACUUCGGAGUAAACUUGAAACCCUUGAGUCAUCCAGAUGAUGUAGCAUUUACCCUGUUGCCUAACAUGGGUUACUUUGAAUUUAUACCCUUGGGAGAGAAUGGUACGCUUUUUAUGGACAUUGAUGAAGAAAAGGAGGUGCCCAUGGAUAAGCUUGUGGAUUUGGUGGAUGUUAGAGUCGGCUGUUACUAUGAGUUAGUGAUUACUACUUUUGCUGGACUAUAUCGAUAUCGAAUUGGUGAUGUACUCCAAGUGACUGGAUUCCACAAUCAAGCCCCCCAAUUCCGAUUCAUCUGCAGGAGGAACGUUGUUCUGAGCAUUGACAUUGACAAAACAAACGAAGAAGAUCUACACAAAAGCAUUACAAAAGCCAAAAAAUUAUUGGAACCAUACAAUGCUCUACUCUUGGAAUAUACUAGCUAUGCUGAUGCGUCGACUGUGCCUGGACACUAUGUAUUGUAUUGGGAGAUUCAACAUGUAUAUUCAGCAAUCCCCCUUGAUGCAAAUGUACUUAAAGAUUGUUGCAUUGCUGUGGAAGAACAACUUGAUUAUGUGUAUAGGCGAUGCCGUGCAUACGAUAAGUCUGUGGGACCUCUUGAGAUACGUGUGGUAGAGCCUGGUACUUUUGAAGCAUUGAUGGAUUUAUGCAUCAGCCAAGGCAGUUCAAUCAAUCAAUAUAAGACCCCACGCUGCAUCAAGUCUAAUGCUGCGCUUAAGUUGCUUAACUCUCAUGUGACGGCAUCAUUCUUCAGUCCUAGGGAUCCAAUAUGGAUCCCUUAAAUGUGAAUUAGGAAUUUGCUUUUAUUCUAAGCUGAUCAUCUUCCCUCUCCUUUCUUACGCUACUUAUAAUCUUAUGAAUUUUAUGUAUUUUGUCUUCUACAGUCAGCAGGACGCCAGUUUGUAUUGAAGGCACAUUACAUUACAUGUUGCCGUGAUGAAUUAUGAAUACAUAUGUAUUUCCCUUUCUCUUGGAUGAA
Molecule: messenger RNA, 2002 nt
Organism: Pistacia vera
Lineage: Eukaryota; Viridiplantae; Streptophyta; Magnoliopsida; Sapindales; Anacardiaceae
Product: putative indole-3-acetic acid-amido synthetase GH3.9
Exons: 4
Coding region: 24-1805 (593 amino acids)
Cellular component (GO): cytoplasm
Molecular function (GO): acid-amino acid ligase activity
Source: RefSeq, a predicted model, not a curated record